AUGGAAGUAGAGAAAAACGCCGCUCUUCCCUUCUUGGAUGUUUUGGUGGAGAGGAAACCAGAUGACACUUUAGGACAUCGAGUAUAUAGGAAGCCAACUCACACAGACAGGUAUCUGAAUGCACAGUCCCAACAACACCCAGCCCAAAAACAGGGGAUCAUAAAUACCUUGAUUCAUCGAGCGCGGAUCAUCAGCGAGCCAAGACACCUGGCCGAAGAACUAGAACACCUACGCACGGCCUUGAGAGGGAAUGGCUACAGGGCGAGAAAUAUAGAACGAGCUAACAGAAGGAGACAUACACCCAUUGAGAGACAGGAGUACUUAGCGACGACGUAUCUACCUUACGUGAAAGGUUGUAAAGAUAAAAUCGGGCGUCUUUUUAAGAAGAGGAAUAUCAACACAGUAUUCCGUACUGUAAGGAAGGUGGCGGCAGCGUCUCCAAAGACCUGCAACAACGACCAGCUCCAGGGCCCCGGUGUGUACAGUAUUCCUUGCUCUUGCGGAAAGGUCUACAUAGGACAAACAGGAAGGCACAUCAACACGAGGUUAAAGGAAAACAAAAGUCACCUCAAAAAUAACAACACAGUGAAUCUGAGUGAAGCCAACAUGGUGGUGAGAGAGAGAAGAUUUGGGCCCCGACUAUACAGAGAAGCUUUAGAAAUUUACAGAAAUCCGAACAACUUCAACAGAGAUAGUGGCGUGGAUCUGCCAGGUAUAUGGAAGAGAGUAAUUCGUGAAAGCUCGAACAUCAACAACGCGUACGAGGUCACCCACCGGAACAUCAUGGACCAGUGA
Anoplophora glabripennis (Asian longhorned beetle) is the source of this 795-nucleotide messenger RNA. RefSeq lists its product as uncharacterized. The record is from RefSeq and is a predicted model, not a curated record. NCBI's taxonomy places the organism in Eukaryota, Metazoa, Arthropoda, Insecta, Coleoptera, Cerambycidae. The transcript has a single exon. Bases 1 to 795 code for a protein of 264 amino acids.